Molecule: messenger RNA, 2060 nt
Organism: Ruditapes philippinarum (Manila clam)
Lineage: Eukaryota; Metazoa; Mollusca; Bivalvia; Venerida; Veneridae
Product: aldehyde dehydrogenase 1A1-like
Exons: 14
Coding region: 94-1590 (498 amino acids)
Molecular function (GO): aldehyde dehydrogenase (NAD+) activity
Source: RefSeq, a predicted model, not a curated record
UGUAUAUAGGAACGGACUUAAACUGUUGACAAAAGUCAACCUUAAGUAGUGUCAAUGUAAAGACGUCCUUGUUUUUAAGAAAAAGAAAUCACCAUGGCACAGCUUCCACCUCCACCACCAGCUAUAAAAAAUCCGGAAAUAAAAUAUACACAGAUUUUUAUCAAUAAUGAGUGGGUAAAUUCGGUCAGCGGUAAGACAUUUCCUACCAUUAAUCCAACAAACCGGAAGAAAAUUUGUGAUGUCCAAGAGGGUGAUAAGGCUGACAUUGACAAGGCUGUUGCAGCUGCAAAAAUAGCGUUCGAGUUUGGAUCGCCAUGGCAACAGAUGGAUGCCAGUAAAAGAUGUGCAUUGCUGCAUAAGUUUGCUGAUCUUGUUGAAAGGGACAAAAUAUAUUUGGCAAGUCUAGAGACGCUUGACAAUGGUAAACCUUUUAAAGACGCUUACUCAGGUGAUAUUACUAGAGUUGUUGGUACAUUUAGAUACUUUGCUGGGUGGACAGACAAAAUACAGGGACGAACAAUACCAAUAGAUGGGAACUUCUUUUGCUUUACGAGACACGAACCAGUUGGUGUUUGCGGGCAGAUAAUCCCUUGGAACUUCCCGCUAGCUUUGUUUGCGUUGAAGAUUGCUCCUGCUCUAGCAUGUGGAAACACCGUUGUUAUAAAACCCGCGGAACAAACACCACUCACAGUUCUUUAUGCAGCGCAACUUUUCAAAGAGGCAGGAUUUCCUCCUGGUGUUGUGAAUGUAGUUCCUGGGUUCGGUCCUACAGCUGGCGGAGCAAUCUCUUCCCAUCCAGACAUUAACAAGACAUCGUUCACCGGAUCUACAGAGGUUGGACAAGCCAUCAUGGUAGCUGCAGCUAAGUCAAAUCUUAAGAGGGUAACGCUUGAACUUGGUGGGAAAAGUCCACUGGUUGUUUGGAAAGAUGCAAACUUGGACGACGUGGUAGAAUGGGCCGAACGUGCAGUUUUCUACAACUGUGGACAGAUGUGUACAGCCGGUUCAAGAACAUACGUUCAUGAAGACAUAUAUGAACAAUUUGUUAAGAAGGCUAAAGCUCGUGCGCAAGCUAAAGUCAUCGGUGAUCCAUUUGAUCCAAAAAGCGAAUAUGGACCACAGGUAAGCGAGGAACAAUUUAACAAAAUUCUCGAGCUCAUACAGGAUGGGGUCAAGGAUGGUGCAGUUCUGGAAUGUGGAGGACAAAGGUAUGGUACAGAGGGUUAUUACAUACAGCCGACAGUAUUCUCUAAUGUAACAGAGGACAUGAAGAUAGGAAGAGAGGAGAUAUUUGGUCCUGUGCAAUCAAUUAUGAAAUUUAAAGACAUGGAAGAGAUAAUAGCACGUGCAAACGACACAAAGUAUGGUCUAGCGGCAGCUAUAUUCACUGAGGAUAUUGACACGGCCUUGACAUUUACAAGCAGAGUCAAGGCCGGUACAGUUUGGGUUAACUGUUACAAUAAGACGUCUAUAAGUUCUCCAUUUGGGGGUUUCAAAAUGUCUGGAAUGGGACGGGAGUUUGGGGAAUAUGGUUUGCAGGCAUACACAGAAAUUAAAAACGUUGUAAUGAAGACACCUGUCAAGCUUUAGAAGAUGAGAGAACACUGAAAUUAUUGUAGAUUCUAGUGAAAUGUUGUAUAAUAUAUAUAUAGACAGUUGUGUAUACAAACAUGUUGAUCAGUCCGAAUGUCAAUCGGUUUUAGAUUAUAUGCAUUGUAUUUGUUUUAUUGUUGCGCUAUUUUUCUAGUGUUAAUAGAGUUACAUGAAUAUAUCCACAUGUUAACAGUUCACGAGUUCUUUAAUGGAAUGGCUAACAAAGCUAAUAAUUUCUAAUUUUAAACCACUUUAUUGACGUCACUUCUAUGUCUUUAUAGAAAGAAUAUAUAAUAAUAAACCAAACUUCAUAUGGGAGGAGACAACGUGAUAAAUUUUUUAAUAGAUAAUAGGGAAACUAAGGAGAACAUACCUUGUUAUUAACAUAUUAUUGCAAAAUUGUUAAUGAUUGAAUCAAUUUAAGGAUAUAACCUUAAGGUUUGUUUAUAAAGAUAGUCCAUAUUGAA